Messenger RNA from Exophiala aquamarina CBS 119918, 1062 nucleotides. RefSeq lists its product as uncharacterized. The coding region runs from base 1 to 1062 and encodes 353 amino acids. Lineage: Eukaryota; Fungi; Ascomycota; Eurotiomycetes; Chaetothyriales; Herpotrichiellaceae. The transcript has a single exon. The record is from RefSeq and is a predicted model, not a curated record. Gene Ontology annotation, molecular function: hydrolase activity.
AUGCCUGUCGACAAGCUCAAACCUUACAACGACCCUCGGGUCUCGCUGCGGUCAGCCAAUCUCAAUGGUCACAACUAUGGCUACCUGUACAGUCCAGCAUCAACCAAAGUCCCGCACAGAGGAACUGUCUUCCUCAUUCAUGGUUUCCCAGACAUCUCGUUUGGAUGGCGCUAUCAGAUCCCAUUUUUGGCAAGUCUCGGCCUUGAUGUGAUUGCUCCUGACUGCAUGGGCUAUGGGCGGACUGAUUCACCAUUAUUCACGCUCAAGGACUACACCUACAAGCGAGUCAGCGAUGACAUCGCUGAGCUCUGCCGCCAGCUUGGUCUCAAGCAUAUCAUUCUCGGUGGACACGAUUGGGGCGGUGCGAUUGUCUACCGAGUUGCACACUACUACCCCGGCUUGAUCACCUCGGUAUUUAGCAUCUGCACGCCCUACGCCCCGCCCACGACUAAGUAUGAACCUCUAGCCGUGAUGGUGAAGAACCAACUACCGAACUUCGCAUAUCAGAUGCACUUUGCUUCCGGGGAGCUCGAGCAACAGAUCCGGUCCAAAGAUGAAAUCCGCCAAUUUCUAAACAAUAUGUACGGUGCCAGAACCCCUGAAGGUGAAGUGGCUUUUGAUGCAAAUGGGCGCGUAGACUUCGAGAAACAACGACGUCUCGGCAGGAACAAGCUCCUUGACGAUGACGAGCUAAAAUAUUAUGUUGACGAGUACGCUCGGCACGGCUUGAACGGUCCCCUGAAUUGGUACCGUGUCCGUGAGGAGAACUACAUGGACGAGUGGACGUACUUUUUCGACGAGGGCCGCAAAUCCCGCGAGGACGCUGUAAGAGAUCUCACCUUGAACCAAGAGCUUCUUUUCGUCCUAGCCACGAAAGACCAAGCUUUGAAACCCUUCAUGGCCGCCAAGAUGGGAGACAGGAUCCCAAACUUGACCAGGCGGGAGGUGGUUGCCGGCCAUUGGGCACUCUGGCAGAAACCCGAGGAAUGCAACAAGAUCAUUGGUGACUGGUUGCACGAGAAGGUGUUCAGUAAAUCGGACGGUGGCAAGAGCAAGCUCUGA